Molecule: messenger RNA, 504 nt
Organism: Cercopithifilaria johnstoni
Lineage: Eukaryota; Metazoa; Nematoda; Chromadorea; Rhabditida; Onchocercidae
Source: the annotation of a GenBank genome assembly
AUGAUUCGAGAAUUUAUUAUAAUGGUGUCUUUCGUGAUCGGAGCUGAAUCCAUCAUGUGCGAGUCACCCAAUCAUUCCGCAGUAACAUUUUCAACCACCGAUGCCUUUUUCCACUUUAGCACAACUUAUAUUAUUGAAUUUAACUUGCAAUGCGCUAAUAAUGUCAAGGAUAUGGCUGUUUAUGGUAUCGUCAAUGGGAAGAUAUAUCAGGCUGCUGUAUCGGAAGAAACAUCAAAACAUCAAAUAUCUUGGCAGUUGGAGCACGACGACUCGGCAGCUCAAACAUUUAAUGUAGUGAUUUACGAUGAAGAUGGUUUAACUGCUUAUCGCAAGACGGAAAGGAGCCAUGGUGAUACCUCCAAAGUGAAAUCGCUCUUCAUAGUUCAGUUAAACCAUCCGGGUGUCUCAAAAUCAUCUCCGAUUGCAUCAGAAACUGUUAUUACGGCUUUCGCUUUGAUUGCUUUAUAUAUUGGUUAUCAUUUUAAGAGUCAGUUGAUGGCUUAA